AUGGCAAGGCGGGUCGCCGCGUGGUUGCAGCAACAGCAGCAGCAACAGGAAGAUGCGGACGGACGUGUGCUGUAUGAGCUGGUUGGCGCCGUGUUCCACAUCAAGGACGAAUUUGGAAACCAGCACUCUGUCUCCGUCGUCAAGGUUCCGCACCCGUUCCUCCGGCACCGCGGUAUUGGGCUGGCGUCGCAGUGGCUCAUCUUCAACGACUUUGUUGUCUCCGUCGGCUCCCUCCGUGAUGCCGUCAUGUACGACAUGGCAUGGAAGGUGCCGUGUGUGUUCAUGUAUGCGCGGCCGGGGACGACGGCCUCGUUCUUCGAUGCCGCCGUCCCGCCCGUGCACGUCUUCAAGCACCGACUCCUCACAGACAGGUCGCUGGCGCUGCGCAUGAGUGCGCCGUCGUUCCACCAGCUGUCCGAGCACGAUCUUCCGCAGGAGGGGGAUCUUGUUGCCAUUGACGCAGAAUUCGUCAGCCUGCGCAAGCAGGACGCAAAGAUUCGGAGCACGCAAACGCGCAAGAACAUCAUCAAGCCUGCGCAUCUUGCGUUGGCGCGGCUGAGUGUUGUCGCCGGCAGCGGACCGCUCACUGGCCGCGCCAUAAUCGACGACUACCUCACCAUGACAGAACCGGUUGUUGAUUAUGUGACGCGGUUCUCCGGCAUCCGUGAAGAGGACCUGAAUCCAGAGACGUCUGCCCGCCACCUCACGCGGCUCAAGACAACAUACUCAAAGGUUCUGUUCCUUGCUGCGCUGGGUGUGCGGUUUGUCGGCCACGGCCUUCGAAAAGACUUUCGUGUGAUCAACGUGGUACUGCCGCCAGAACAAGUCUUCGACACCGUCGACCUCUUCUACAAACCUGACUCACGGCGGCUGUCGCUCAAGUUUCUGGCGUGGUAUUUCCUGGACAUAUACACGCAGCUCUCAGACACCAUUGGCCACGACAGUAUUGAGGACUCGCUCACUGCACUCAAGCUGUACUUCAAAUACGUGGAGCUGUCCCGCAACCGCGACGCCUGGUUCAUCAUCCUUGAC
Salpingoeca rosetta is the source of this 1032-nucleotide messenger RNA. RefSeq lists its product as uncharacterized. Gene Ontology annotation, biological process: nuclear-transcribed mRNA poly(A) tail shortening. The record is from RefSeq and is a predicted model, not a curated record. The annotation marks the transcript as partial. The transcript has 10 exons. Gene Ontology annotation, cellular component: PAN complex; P-body. NCBI's taxonomy places the organism in Eukaryota, Choanoflagellata, Craspedida, Salpingoecidae. Gene Ontology annotation, molecular function: nucleic acid binding.